Messenger RNA from Canis lupus familiaris (dog), 3339 nucleotides. It is a transcript of the gene NUDT4, whose product is annotated as nudix hydrolase 4. The record is from RefSeq and is a predicted model, not a curated record. The coding region runs from base 112 to 657 and encodes 181 amino acids. Gene Ontology annotation, molecular function: bis(5'-adenosyl)-pentaphosphatase activity; diphosphoinositol-polyphosphate diphosphatase activity; endopolyphosphatase activity. The transcript is spliced from 5 exons. Gene Ontology annotation, cellular component: cytoplasm; nucleus. Lineage: Eukaryota; Metazoa; Chordata; Mammalia; Carnivora; Canidae. Gene Ontology annotation, biological process: diadenosine hexaphosphate catabolic process; diphosphoinositol polyphosphate metabolic process; adenosine 5'-(hexahydrogen pentaphosphate) catabolic process.
CUCCCGACGCCCCUGUGCCCCGACUCGCCCGCGCCCCAACUCCCCGGCGGGGUGGCGGCGGCCGGGCCCCCGCGGCGGCGGCAGCAGGAGCAGGAGCAGGAGCCCGCCUCUAUGAUGAAGUUCAAGCCCAACCAGACGCGGACCUAUGACCGCGAGGGCUUCAAGAAGCGGGCGGCGUGCCUGUGCUUCCGGAGCGAGCAGGAGGACGAGGUGCUGCUGGUGAGCAGCAGCCGGUACCCAGACCAAUGGAUUGUCCCUGGAGGAGGAAUGGAGCCAGAGGAGGAGCCCGGAGGCGCUGCCGUGAGGGAGGUUUAUGAAGAGGCUGGAGUCAAAGGAAAAUUAGGCAGACUCCUGGGCAUAUUUGAGCAGAACCAAGACCGAAAGCAUAGAACAUAUGUUUAUGUUCUUACUGUCACUGAAAUAUUAGAAGAUUGGGAAGAUUCUGUUAAUAUAGGAAGGAAGAGAGAGUGGUUCAAAGUAGAAGAUGCCAUCAAAGUUCUCCAGUGUCAUAAGCCUGUACAUGCAGAGUAUCUGGAAAAACUAAAGCUGGGUUGUUCUCCAACCAAUGGAAAUUCCACAGUCCCUUCCCUUCCAGAUAACAACACCUUGUUUGUAACUGCUGCACAGACCUCUGGGUUACCAUCCAGUAUAAGAUAGAGCGAGCUGGGAGGACUCCCAUGUGCAGUCUAUGGGGAGAAGUCUAUUUUCCUUGGCAAACAUCUGAAUGACGCUUGCAAACUGUCUGAAUUUGCCAUGCAGGAUUUUCAAACAAUUUUGCAUGUUUUUCAGAUGUUUUCAAAUCUCUUUAAAAAAAGUGUAAAAUAUUUUAAUAAGCCAAAGCCAUGUGGAAUUUUUUUAGAUGCCUUAACUGUGCCCCCCAACCCAACCCACCCACCCCCCAGUUUAGUUGUCAUUUUUUUCACAGCAUUUCAUUCAGUUUUUUUGUCCAUUUGACGUCAGUCUGUGGUUUUUGUCAGAUCAGCUUCCUUGUUGGGCAUAUUUUCUCUAAAUUAUUUUCUCAUCCCAACAUUAACAUAGUCAACAAAUUCUUCUGUUGUGGAAAUUUACAAAAAUAAUUCUUGAUAUUAAAGUCUAUCCAUCUGAAAAAUUGUUUCAUAGGAUCACAGUUUUAAUUCCUAAAGUCCAGAUUUGGGCUGUUUCUGUAUGGUCCAAUAACUAUUUUGACAAAGGACCUAAUUUGCUAUUUUCAGGAAUUUGUCAACUCGUUUGUCUAAAUUUUCACAACUGAUGUCAUUAGCUACAUGAUAAUGGCCAGUUACCCCCUAUAACUCAGUAGUCCUUUCUUUAACACAAAGUUUACCCAUAUACAGUUGGUGAUUUUUAGAGGUAUUAUAAGAAAAACGCAUGUAGUAAAUACAUCAUCACGAAAAACCAUAUUCAUGGGAUUUGAGUUACCAUGCUAAGUCACCAAUUCCCUUUGUCUGUAAUCUCUUUACACAGAAUACUUGAGAACCAGAAUUCCCUUGAGGUAAAUUUCUUUUCAAAAUAGAUUUCCAGUUUUUUAAUUUACUGACCCCUCUUUAGUUAAACUGGUUACCAGUAGUAACCACAGGAUUAGAGUUUAACUUCAAAUGCCCAUCGGUGUGACUGCAUCACAGUUGAGUAAAAUGACCUUUUUGCUGUUCACCUGUUACAGAUUUAGAUUAUUAGGCCACCUUAGAAUGUCUCCUCUUUUAUAGGUUGCCAAUAAGGACUGUUUACCCUAUAACUAACUAUUGGGGGACUGGAACAUACCUGAACUAAGAAUUAUUUUGUCCUCUUUAUACUCACUUAGAAUCCAGAAUCCCAUGGACAAACACAUAGGUACCUUGUCUAACACUCCUGUACUUCUCCAACCAGCUCUGAAAUGAGACAGGAGGACAAAACCUUUGAGUAAGCCAUGGGGUGGGGGGCAAGUGAAAGAUUCUGUAUGUAGACGUGAGCCUUGUAAAUAUUGUAACUGGUGAGUAUGGAGUAGAAAGUAUCGUUGUACAUUUGCUCUACAAUUGUUAACCUUUAAAAAUGUAAUUGCUGCUAAAAAGUAGAGUGCUGUUACACUUGAGGAAAAUUGGUGCCACUGUUUUGAAAGAUCUUGUGCCAUAAAUGCAGCUGAACUAAAUAUAAAUUAGUUCACAAAUUAAUGCUGUCAGAGGAAUAAGUAGAAAAACUUUUAACCAAUGACAUUUCAUUCUAAAUUAUGUAGUAUGAUCAUCCAGAAUUUUUAUAUUUUUUUCUUUGUACAGAGGUUAUGCAUCCUGGGUGUUUUUUAAAAAGGAAACAUUUAUAAAUCCACAGGUUGACACUUUCAAUCAAUCUUCAAUGGACUAAGGUUUUUUUUUUUUCCUCAGUAAUCUUUGAAGUUUCUUUGAAUUAUAUACCUUAACACAGCAGAGAAACUGGAUUUUGUAUAUAAAACUGUCCACCUGAAAUGCUGUCACAAGUCUGGGGGAGGGGGGUAUCUUGUACAUGAUAUUCUUAGAGGUAAUAAUGCAUGAACUUAUUUUAUAAACUCUUAGACUAUGUAUUUGACAUGUAAAAUAUGUACAGUAUUAAUGUCAGCCAUCUCUUAAAAGUGAGCCUAUAAAUAUUGUUGUAUAAAUUUUUUUUUGGGGGGGGUCAAAAACAUUUGGACUAAGUAGUGCCACUUGGGUCAGGAUUUUCUUCAGUGCCAUUUAGCAGACCAACUGUCUUUAGUCUAUGCAACUAGCAAAAAUCUGUAUGAAGCAAGAGUACAGUUGUCACACUUUGAAUUUCACACGAGGGAUUCUUCACUUUUUCUGGAACCCAUUCUAGCAAAAUUAGAGGAAAGGCCAUAAGGAGAUUUCUGUUAAGGAGAAAAAGCCUUCAUUUUCAGGCUCAACAGCUGAGUCUACUACAGAUAACAAAUAGUGUCUACUAUCUCAACCCUCCAAAGUUUACAGAGUGUUGGGACUCAUUUGUGCUUUCUGUGGGGUAGAUGGAUAUAAUUGGGCAGCUAAAUUUCAGUCCCAUGUGCCUCCUAAAUAAAAGAAAUAACUAGGUUAUAAGUUGACUUGCAGACACAAAGUAGCAGACUAUUCUGAAUAUUUGUUUUUGGGGAGUUUUGUGUGUGUGUGUGUGUGUGUGUGUGUGUUUUAAUAAACAGGUGAAAUUUCCCAACCAGGCACAUGCCAUUCAAUUUUGUCAAUCAGUUGUAUAAAGCAGCAGAACUGAAAGGGGGGCAGGGGGAAUGACUGUUGUAUAUUCUAAAUGGCUUUGCAUGGUCUCAUUUGAGAUAAUUGGUGUAAGAAUCUUGACUUUUUUUUAUAUUUGGAAACCAAAUAAAAAUGGAAAUAAAUUACCUUUUUUUUUUAAACAUAA